AUGACGCGCUCCUAUCACCAGUCAGUAUUUGGCGAACCUGGUCGCCCGCCAGGCCUGCCCGUGUUAUUCCUGCGCUCAAGGCUACGACGGAAUCUCUACGAGAGAUUCUACCCGCAGGACCGGAACUGUCUCGAGUGCGCUCAGACGCCGUCCCCUGACAAAGACUGCUUGCACCACAUAUCGUCGGAGGAAAUCCAGGUGCGAUGGCCAGCGUCCCCCUUUACUCGUUUUGCCGCCCUCAAAACCAAGCAUGAGGGACUGGUGCGUCGCGUCACCCUUUUUGAAGAACUCUUCGGUCUGCUGUUAAUGCGUUCCGAGGCCGAGACCGUCGAAAUCAUCGGCCGUAUGCGCACCGUCAAUACUGAAACGGAUUCCGAAGAUCGCGUUAAAUUCAUCAAGAACGCCGACUUGUUGAUGCAACUGGCCUCGGCCUAA
Messenger RNA from Colletotrichum orchidophilum, 435 nucleotides. RefSeq lists its product as uncharacterized. The coding region runs from base 1 to 435 and encodes 144 amino acids. The transcript has 2 exons. NCBI's taxonomy places the organism in Eukaryota, Fungi, Ascomycota, Sordariomycetes, Glomerellales, Glomerellaceae. The record is from RefSeq and is a predicted model, not a curated record.